Messenger RNA from Malus domestica (apple), 1759 nucleotides. NCBI's taxonomy places the organism in Eukaryota, Viridiplantae, Streptophyta, Magnoliopsida, Rosales, Rosaceae. The record is from RefSeq and is a predicted model, not a curated record.
UCUCUUUCUCUCUAAAAAACCGGUUCCUUACUCUCUAAGAUAAUAUUUUCCACAUGGUAUCAUCGCCAGAGUCCACCUAUGUUGAUCUCCCGCUUCCAUGUUCUUGAUUUUCUUUCACUUUCUCUCUUGCCAAACAAGUCUUUCUCUAAUUUUCUUUAUGAUUUUCUAUGAGAUUCCACUAUGGCUUAGCGAUGAACUCAUCCAAUUCUCCUUCUCCUGCGAAUUCUUCAGCCUUUGCUCCUCACGUUGAAGUCUCUAAUCCUCUCAUUGAUUCGAUCGCUUCUGUGACUGUUCAUAAUAUAGCUAUUAGAAUGGAUGAUUCCAUGUCUCUGUGGCUCUCAUUGGAAAAACGAUUUGCCGAUGCUUCUCGCAUACACAUUCAUAGUCUUUGUGUUAAGAUUCAGAUGAUCCAAAAAGGUGAUUCUUCGAUGAUUGAUUAUCUCAAUUCCAUUACAGAAAUUUCUGACAAAUUGGCUACUACAGGUGAACCAAUUUCUGAGUAUGAUCUAGUAGCUUAUAUUAUUUAUGGUAUUCCUGAUGCUUAUGAAUCAUUUGUUGAUUCUACUGAAACAAGAAAUGAAUCUGUUACUUCUGAUGAACUUCAUGGUUUACUUUUGAGCAAGGAAAUUUCCCUUCAAAAGCGUAAAACAAGAUUGACUGUUCCAAUUCGUCUACCCCAUUUCAUGCUUAUGCUGCUCAAUCUUUAAAUAAUUCUUGUUCUACUUCUGGUCAUAACUUUGAAUUCCGAGGGAAUUAUCGAGGACGAAAUCAGAAUCGCAACAAAUUCAAUCAAAAUCGCAAUUUUGGGGGAAAUCGCUCUAAUAAUCAAACUGCUGGAAUUCUUGGUAAUGGUCCAUCUCGAUCUGGUGGAUUUCAGUUUGGUCAAUCUUCCUUCUAUUCUGGGAAAUCAAUUCCAUGUCAUCUUUGUAAUCAGCGUUAGGUAACAAAGUAGUUGUGAUUAACUGCAUAAUAACAUGAUCAUGCAUUUUCCAAACCUUGUAAUCAUCAGUCUUAAGAUUAUUAGAGGGACUAGCAGAGUCAAUCCCUGAUUCACCAGGAAAAAAAAAAGAGGGAGAAACGAGGAGGACAUGAGUUUAUACCAUCAACAUGACCCUCUAAUAACAACUUUAUUUCAAAAUUCCAAUUCAGAUAGUUGGAUUCAUCCAAUUUGACAUUCACAGAAGUUGAAACAGUUGAAAUUUAAUUAGUGAUUAGGGACUGUAAAGUUUGUAGUUGAGAAGCAGUUACCAUUUUUUGUUGAAGAAAAGUAGAUGAAAGCACAAAUCUUGAAUUAGGAAAUUGAGCAAACACAUGGGGUGCAACCGAAGAGAAAAUGAAGCAAACGAAGAUUCAAGAAUCACAUAAACCCUAAAUUCUUCUAUUUUGGUAGAAAGACAUUCAACAAUCAAGAUGAAGUCCAAUCAAUAAUCCUCAGUGUAGAAGUCAAAGAGAUUGUAGCGGAAGCAGAUGAUGGAUCAAAGAUUGUAGCGUAAGCAUAAGAGGCAAUGGAUACCAUGUCAACCAAAAUUGAGCUGAGGAAACAGAUAAAAUGCAGAGAAAGAUAACCGUCAAGAGAAGAUGAGGGAAAUUUAGAAUUGAAACUUGUAUUUUCUUAAUGAAGAAGUACAUGAAUGAGUAUUUAUAGUGUUGUAGAGCACUCUAACUAACAAGACAAACAAACUAUGUAAUCUCAGUACAAGUGGCAAUAUCAUAGCCAUUCAUUCUUAUUACUCUAAUAAGAACUACAACAAUAGUUUGA